Molecule: messenger RNA, 1030 nt
Organism: Varanus komodoensis (Komodo dragon)
Lineage: Eukaryota; Metazoa; Chordata; Lepidosauria; Squamata; Varanidae
Product: C-type lectin domain family 5 member A-like
Exons: 5
Coding region: 12-548 (178 amino acids)
Source: RefSeq, a predicted model, not a curated record
CUUCUGCCUACAUGCAAAGAGGUGUUCUCCUAAAUUUUUGGUGUCCCAACCUACAGGGUAAGAUGAAUUGGAACCUUGUGGGUGUACUUGUGACUACCGUGGUUAUAAAACUUACAGGCACAUCACUGUUUCUUCUAUAUUUUUCGCAGAUCUUCGAAAAAGUCCCCAAUAUCAUCUCCGGAGGGAAAACACGCUGCUCCAUAAGAUGGGUCCUUUAUGAGGGAAAUUGCUACUACUUUUCUGCCCUGGAAAAAACAUGGGAUGAGAGCCAGGCAGACUGUGCUCAAGCGAAUGCUCAUCUCGCAGUUGUCAACAGCAGAGCAGAAUUGAUGUUUCUUAUGAAUGGAACAAAAAAUGGAAACUAUUUCCUUGGCCUGACCUGGCAACAUUCCAAAGGACAGUGGAGAUGGGUUGACAACACAAAGUUCAACCCUAACAUAUUUAAUAUCCAACGCACAGCUUUUGACUGUGCCUUGAUUGGAUUUGAUUCUUUGGGCGACAGGUCUUGCUCUGUACCAAGUCGCUGGAUUUGUGAAGAGAAUCUAUAGGCGCUCUGUUAUGAAGGGGAAGGUUGCAGCAAUCUAGAAUCAGGAUUCUUCCUCCUCUAAGAAACUCCGGCCUUUGGGUAACCCUGGUGGGGCAUUCACAUUAUUUGCAUCCAAAGCUGCAUUCAGCCAAUGUAGAGUUGCCCAGCUGAUCACUGCAGGGUUGUGGCUUCCUGUAAAAUAGGGGAUAGGAAUUUGCACACCUUUGUCCUCCUCAGAGAUUCUACUUAUGCCAAGGGAUCCUUCAAGUAUCUCUCCCACUCAUCUGUAUUUAAUACAGAAAAGAAAGUUGGGGAGAGGCAUUUGCAAUGCCAAUAAGCAUUUUGUCCCAUGAAUGUUUUAACAUGUAUGUGACAAACCACUGGAGGCAAGAUGCUUAAAGUGUAAAAAUUGACAAUUAUUAGGAGAAUAACAAUUAGGGCUGUGACCAGCUUAAAGAAAUCUAAGUUUAUUAAUUGAAGGAGUUUCAGGGAGCAAUCUUCAGC